AUGUUGGGUGACACAGCUGUAGCUAUUCAUCCAGAAGAUGAACGUUAUAAACAUCUCCAUGGCAAGUUUGUUAAACAUCCUUUUGUGGACAGACGCCUACCUAUUAUCUGUGAUGACUUUGUCGAUAUGGACUUUGGAACUGGUGCUGUGAAAAUUACUCCAGCUCAUGAUCAUAAUGAUCAUGAUGUUGGCAGGCGACAUGAUUUGUCAUUUAUUACUAUCAUUGAUGACAAAGGGAACUUGACAGAAAAUUGUGGAGAAUUUUCUGGAAUGAAACGAUUUGAUGCCAGGAAGACUGUGCUUCAAGCAUUAAAAGACAAAGGUCUUUAUGUGGAUACAAAGGAUAACCCAAUGGUUGUACCAAUGUGCAGUCGUUCAAAAGAUGUCAUAGAACCACUCCUCAAGCCCCAAUGGUAUGUAGACAUGAAGGAUAUGUCAGCGAAAGCUAUUGAGGAUGUCAGAGAAGGAAGAUUGCUCAUUAUUCCUGAGAUGCACAAAAAAACUUGGUACCGAUGGUUAGAAGAUGCUCGAGACUGGUGUAUUUCACGUCAGUUGUGGUGGGGUCAUCAAAUUCCAGCCUAUUUUAUUAAAAUUGAUGAUCCAAAUAUACCAGAGGGAUUGGAUACAGAUGACUAUUACUGGGUCAGUGGUCGGACUGAGGAGGAGGCGAAACAGAAAGCUAGUGAGCGGUUUAAUGUUUCUCUUGACAAGAUUACCUUAAAACAAGAUGAAGAUGUCUUGGAUACUUGGUUUUCAUCAAGCCUUUUCCCUUUCUCCAUAUUUGGUUGGCCUGAUCAAACUCCUGAUUUGGAAGCUUACUAUCCUGGUACCUUGUUAGAGACUGGGCAUGACAUCUUGUUCUUUUGGGUUGCUAGAAUGGUGGUCAUGGGAAGCACAUUGAUUGGAAAGUUGCCAUUCAAAGAGGUCUACCUUCAUGCAAUGGUACGAGAUGCUCAUGGCAGAAAAAUGAGCAAGUCUCUUGGAAAUGUUGUUGAUCCUUUGGAUGUAAUUUAUGGUAUUUCUCUUGAGGGAUUGCAUCAACGAUUGCUAGAAAGUAACUUAGAUGAAAAAGAAAUUGUUAAAGCUAGAAAUGGACAGAAAGCAGAUUAUCCCCAUGGUAUUCCUGAAUGUGGAACAGAUGCUCUUCGGUUUGCUCUGGUUGCAUAUACCUCACAAGGUCGUGACAUCAACUUGGAUGUACUGAGAGUACAAGGAUAUCGUUUUUUCUGUAACAAACUGUGGAAUGUCACAAAAUUUGCAUUGUCUGGAUUGGGUGAAGAUUUCACUUACAAUCCUACACAAAAAUUAAGUGGUAAAGAAAGUCUUAUGGACAGGUGGAUCCUAAGCCGUCUGUCUGAGGCUGUGGUUAAAGCUGCAAAUGGAUUUGAAAAAUAUGAUUUUCAGUCAGCUACCACUUCAAUUUACAAUUUUUGGCUUUAUGAUUUAUGUGACUGGUAUGUGGAAAGUUUAAAACCUGUGUUGUAUGGAUCUGAUGAAGAAAUCAAAUCUGUCGCCCAAAAUAUCUUGUACACUUGCCUGGAUGCUGGCUUACGACUGCUACAUCCUUUCAUGCCAUUUGUAACUGAGGAGUUGUACCAAAGGUUGUCAUGCAAGAGCAGGGAUGCUCCAAGCAUAUGUGUAUCUCCUUACCCACUGAUAGAGGAGUUUCAAUACCAAAAUCUUGAUCUUGAGGCUGAUGUGUCUUUCAUGCAAAAUGUUGUGAAGAGUAUCCGAUCUAUUAGAGCUGACUACAAUCUCACCAAAACUAAAGCUGAUGUUUUCUUGAAAUGUACUGAUGAGGAAACAGCUAAUACCCUGCAUCCUUAUGUGGACCUAAUUGCCCAUCUUUCAUCUUCAAAAGCAAUCAAUAUUCUUAUAAACCAAGAUCCUCCUAUUGGUUGUGCAAUGUUGACUCUAUCAGCUAAAUGUGAAACUCAUUUGAUGCUCAAGGGUCUUAUUGAUGUCAAUAAAGAGAUUUCCAAGUUAGAAGGAAAGAAAGAAAAACUGAAUGUGCAGUUGACAAAACUUCAAGAGAGUAUGGCUAAAUCUGAUUAUGAAAUUAAAGUCCCUGAAGAUGUGCAGAAACAAAAUGCUGAAAAGGUAUCUGAAAUGGCAACUGAAAUUGAAAAGUUAACAAAAGCGCGGAGUCCACGGCUGUCUUCGUCUACGCCACCGUGCACCCAAGCAGCUCUCUCUCUGUCUACCCUGUCUAUUUCUAUAGGAGGCAGUUGGCGGCAAAAUGGCCGAUUGUUGCUAACCAAUCCUUCAAUUCUUUCGGGUUCCCCAGAAAAGUCGCGACCCUGGCCCCACCAGCAAUUCCCUCAUGCUACUAACGAAUUGUUGCCUGCCCUCUCAUUCUCGAUAUGUAACACUUCCGACCUCUUUGACCUGUGGUCAUUCAUGUCAAAAAAUCAAUUCAAAUCGAGCAAAAUCGGAAAACAAUCGAAAAAAUAG
Messenger RNA from Acanthosepion pharaonis, 2454 nucleotides. Lineage: Eukaryota; Metazoa; Mollusca; Cephalopoda; Sepiida; Sepiidae. The record is from the annotation of a GenBank genome assembly.